This is a messenger RNA of Prorocentrum cordatum, 327 nucleotides long. Lineage: Eukaryota; Dinophyceae; Prorocentrales; Prorocentraceae. The record is from the annotation of a GenBank genome assembly.
GCGGCCAUCCUCGUGAAGUCCCUCAUCGAUGUCCUCCCGGAGGAGCUUCGCGACAAGAUGCACCCUUUCGAGCUCAAGUACCGUCGGAACUAUUACACCCAUAUCCCUACUGAAACACGGUGCCUGCAGGAGAUGGCUAACACAUGGCGGGAAUGUUUGAAGACACUUGAGAACCAAGAGAGGUUUUGGAAGCAGUUGUGGAUUACUACCGAACGCCACCCCGACAUCCAGAAGCAGUACGAGGUGACGGGGAAGCUCUUGGACUUCACGGUGGACCUCGCAGAUGCCGCAUCUACGGCCGAGGCCUCAUGGCUCCCGGAGUUCGAG